GUUCCAGCCACCACACCACAGAGACUCAUUAGACUUCCUUUCUUAGACAGGAGCAGAAGCAGAAAAAAGGAAGUUGCACCGAGUUUUGAUUUUUAAAAAGUGAACUGAAUUUUUUGUAUUUCAAACUCUCAAUCAUAUUGACUCCAAUCGCAUCUCCGCAUCACCUGUGCUGUUUGUUCAUCCGGUGGACGUCCGCAAAGACAUAUAGACGCUUCCAGUUGUUUUAUUUUGUUUUGUGCUGGAAUUUACUCGGUUGAUGGACGUAUAGCCGUCCGGCAGUUAUUCAGGAUAAUUCUACGAUAUUAUUGUGAUUCAAACUGAGAGCUGGUGCUGUUUUUUUUUUUACUGUGAGAAUUAAAAGGCGCACGAAAUUUCAAACGGAGCGCGCGAAUUGGAAGCGCGCCCCUAUACAUUUAUAGAGACAAACGGCCCAGCUGAGUGUACAGUGUCCGAGACGGACAAGCUUCCGGCUGUCGAGGAAUUACGGCGCCGCCCUCUUUCGGCUAUUAUACCCGUUGGGGAGCGCGUGAUGGAUCCAGAGACGGACGUAGACGGUGCCAUCAACCUGAGCACUCAUCAGCAGCAGCAGCAGACGGACAACCGCCCCGCAAUUCUGGUUGUUGACCAACAAACGACGACGACGUCCAGCAUCCAUCGCCAAGACGCUAUUUCAAAAGGAUCGCUUUCACCCGUAACGAAGUUGGACGGCAGUUCUCCCAUUCGCGAACCGGAAAACUUGCCGAUUCUGAGCACCGGCGGAAGUAGUAGUACAGGUUGCAGCAGCGGCAGCGACAGUAGCGAUAGCAGCAAAAGUAGCAGCCCGCCGGUGAUCCACUGGGAACCGGCCUCUCUGCUUUCGUCCCUUCACAGUAAGAAAAGCGAUCAGCCAAUUUCGUCGGAAGCCGAUCCAGCUGAUCCUUUGGCAGCGGCGGCAGCAGCGAUCCGAGCUCACCCGUUGCUCAUGACACCGCAAGGUCUCGCACUCCAGCAACACGUCCAGCAGUUGCUGCGUGACCAGCUGAUUCAUCCUCAGUUACAGAGUAUGUUGCUGUACCAGAAGCAACAGCAAGAAAAACUGGCGGACCUCGGUCGUAAACAGUUGGAGACGCUGCUGACUCAACUGCAGGAGCAGCUCCAGCUCAACUUGUUCCAGCAAACUCAGCUGAUGCAACAAAGGAGCGGAGCGGGCGUCAGCGCCGCCGAACGGAGGAAGAACAACGAACUGGCCCAGACGUUAGCUGGACAACAGCAGCAGAUCAUACAUCAGAUCCAGUUGACUCAUCAGCACUUUGUGCUCGGAUCGGUUCAACAACAACAGAAUUUACUCACAUCUCCACCCACUUCAACUGGCGAAGAAACUACGUCAGAAAUGGCCAGCAGCAAACCGACUUCCGUCUGGAACAACAAAGACUCAUCGACGCCAUUACCCGGUGGAUUGAAUGUCAACGUUUCGGCAUCCGGCCUGCCCACGGUUCAAGUCACCGCCUGUGACUCACCGGCUUCCAUCAGUCCCAUUCGAUCCUCUGCCGAUUCCGGUAGAAUCGCUACCAGCAACGGCCACCUGAACAACAGCGGCGUCUACUCGUCACCUCACUCGCACUACCAGCAGACGACUUCCGGUUCGGGUGACAUGAACGACAAUUUGAUCGAUCACCAUCACGGCGUCGGUGGUGUCUUCAACCCUUCCGGAUCCAACGGCGUCAAGAACGGCGACCAGCAGCGGAUCUCCUCCUCGUCGUCGACUCCUCUGUCGAAUUCUUCCUCAUCGUCUCAUCCGCUAUUCCUUUUUGGAGUGUGUCGCUGGCCCGGAUGCGAAUCCCCUUGCGACGACGUCUCCACCUUUAUAGAGCAUUUGAAUCGUGAGCACGUGCUGGAUGAUCGCUCAACGGCUCAAACCCGCGUUCAGAUGCAGGUGGUGGCUCAGCUGGAGCUCCAGCUGCAGAAGGAACGCGAUCGACUUCAAUCCAUGAUGGAUCACCUCAACCGAGCCCGUCAACAGCAGCAGCAGCAGCAGCAGCAACAACAACAACAACAAUCAACCCUUCCAGCUAAGCAGUCACCCGUGAAGAGCAACGGCUCCGCCAUGCGCGGCCCGCAGCUUCCAGUCAACUCGUCCGGUGACUCGAUGAACGCGCUCCAACAUCACAGGAUGUCCCCGUCGCUGGCCGCCCUGGUAUCGGCCACGAUGCGCGGAGUGAUGAAUCCGGUGACAGCCUCUUCCCACCAUCACCUGUUGCUCCAUCCGCCGACUCCUUCGACCCAACAUCACGGGUCCAUGAGCCAGCAAAGUCAGUCCCAGUCCCAGCGCCGAAGGCUGUCGGAGAAACCCAAUUUAGGGUCCAAUUCCGGCGCCGUCGAAGAUAUCCGCUUACGCAAACGGAGCGUCACUGAACGCUCGGCAAUGGAUAUUUCCGAAGGACUGCCUUAUCUGCUUGACAGAACUGGUCUGGAUGUUCAUCAAGAAUUGCAACGCAAUCGGGAAUGGUACCGGACCACGGAUACCCGUCCACCUUUUACUUACGCCUCUCUCAUCCGUCAGGCCAUUAUUGAGUCCCCAGAAAGACAGCUGACGCUCAACGAGAUUUACACCUGGUUCCAGAACACGUUUUGCUACUUCCGUCACAACGCCGCAACUUGGAAGAACGCCAUCCGCACCAAUCUCUCGCUGCAUAAAUGCUUCGUUCGAUACGAAGACGACUUUGGUUCAUACUGGAUGGUCGACGAUGCCGAAUUCGUCCGACGUCGACACUUGGCGCGCGGCCGGCCGCGCAAAUUUGAAAUCCCUGCAGCAGCAGCUGCUGCGGCCGCCGCCGCCGUCCAGCACCACCAACUUCAGCUUAAUCUAAAUCGUCCAACUUCCCCGCAUUCUCUGCAACCACCACCGUCGUCGUCAACCAUCCGAGAUCACAGCACUGACGGAGCCGAAUCUGCACGACCCCUGAUCGGCAAGAAUGUGGCCAUCCGCUCUCCUUGCGCUCAUCGCGACAAAAUCGCGACCCAGGGUGUUCAAUCGAAAAGUCCCAGCAUGACGCCCAGUCCGACGCUUUUUGGUGAAGCUCUCAACGCCAGUUUACAGGCUGCUUUGGCAGAGAGCAACAUGAGUUUUCUACACAGAAGCCAGUCUUCUUCAUCACAAAGUCCACUGGAUCGUUCAUCCGGCUUCCAUCAUCACCAACACCAGAUGCACGAUGGGUCGUUGGUCCUAGGAGCGAAACGUGUCAAGAUGGAAGCUCCGGAUGAGGAGCUCAGUAGUUGCAGCAUGAAAGCGCCAGCUAUACCUUCGGAAGAGUAUUAUUGCCGCAAUCCGGCCGGUGGCAGCAGUUUAGUGGUGAUCAAGCAGCAGCAGCACGAGACCAGCGGUGACGGUGGUGGCCAUCAUUCAAGUGGAACCGAUAACGAUGAUAACAAUGACGCUUCCUCAACAGAAAAUUACGAGCCGCUGGAUUUUAAAGCCUGGCGAGCCCAACGUUCGACCAGUAAUAACACAUCGACCGCUGCCGCAUCCAACGACGAGGAAGAUGAGGAAGAAGAAGACGGCUUCGCAAACACUAUCCCCGGACGCGCUUCCAUUACAGUCGAAGUGGGUCCGGCCUCCUCAACAAGACUAAUGGACGCCAGUUCGGCAACCACCGGCACCGACUUCAUGACACACACUGUCCGCAGCGCCAAAUAAGAAUAUUCAACAACGUUGUUGCGCUGUUUGCUCAGCGUGCAAAAUAGACUGAGCAACGACUUGAUAGUUGAAAGCAAAAAUAACAAGUUGAGCGACAGAUUGUUUCUCAUCAUAUUCAGGGCAGACAUCGAAUGGGAAACUUACAAAGUUGACCAUCACCUCUCGAAUUUCGCUAGUCUGUCAUUAUAUUUUUCAAUUUAAUCGGUACGCACCUCAGCCUACAGAUUGACGAUCCUGUUAUACAGACAAGCCAAGGUUUUCUAAACUCUUCAGUAUUAUCAUCGUGUUCACAAUUUGAAAAAAGCAAAAAAAUUACUGUUCAGUGUUUUGCACUUUGCCUUUUUCUUUUUUGAAAAGUCUUCGUAUUACCAUUUUUAAUUGAUUAUUCAAAAUCAACCACAACUCAUUUGUACUUUUGCUUAUGGCGUCUUUUAGAAAAUAUUAUUUGAGUGCCAAAUUGAUUUCAACCAUGAAAUUAAAAAUCAGGAUAAAAAGAAGGUGAACGUGGUACCAAGCACUCUACUACAAUAUUUGUUUGCAUCGGCGUUUUUAUUUUUGUAAAUUAACUUUUCUUUCUGGUCUGUCCAAAAGACGUCGCUGAAUAAGCAUAAUUUUUUUUUACUGUUUCUGGUUCCGUCGAAUUUUUGUCUUAUCUCACAACCCAUAAAUGUGAAUCUUUUCAUGAGCUGGCCCAUCUGUGAAUUCGUCUUGUGUCUUUUUGUAUUAAACAUGAAUCAUUGUAUAAGGUUUUGGUUGCUAUUUUUUUUUCUCUAUGAAAUUUCCUUGCUUUGUUCAAUAGUUUCUUCCAUAGUGAUUGAAUCAAGUAAUUUCUAGUAUUACUAGUACGCAACUGAAGAAAGACGGUACACAUGAUUUUUAUGCAUAUAUGAGUAGCAUUUGUGUGUUUAUUAUGAACUCAUUUUUCCUAUUCUUUGCUGUUGUAGAUCGGUCCUCAAGAUUCGAACAAACUGCUUUCGGUUUUUGUAAUUAUUCCAUUUUAACUAAUUGAUUAUACAAAUACACCAGUCAAUAAAA
Molecule: messenger RNA, 4708 nt
Organism: Daphnia pulicaria
Lineage: Eukaryota; Metazoa; Arthropoda; Branchiopoda; Diplostraca; Daphniidae
Gene: FoxP
Product: forkhead box protein P2-like
Exons: 13
Coding region: 530-3673 (1047 amino acids)
Biological process (GO): regulation of transcription by RNA polymerase II
Cellular component (GO): nucleus
Molecular function (GO): DNA-binding transcription factor activity, RNA polymerase II-specific; RNA polymerase II cis-regulatory region sequence-specific DNA binding
Source: RefSeq, a predicted model, not a curated record